GGGAAAUAACAAAAGAAAAAAAAAACAGCUGAAAAAUGAAAAUAACAUGUGUCAACAACAGUUUCUCUAAACUUUGAGAUUUGUUGUCACUGAAAAAUUUCAUCUUUGAUCAACUCAGAAUCAGAAUAAUUUCAUGGCUUCAUUGAAACUUCCAGAGAUUGUUCCUUCUCCUAACCAAGAUACUGAACGUCUUAGAAAUGCUUUCCAAGGAUUGGGAACAGAUGAAAAGGAACUAAUCUUGGUAUUAGGACAUAGAAAUGCUCAACAAAGGAAGGAAAUCAAAGAAACUUAUCAGAAACUUUACAAUGAAUCACUCAUCGAUCGUCUCCAAUCUGAACUUUCUGGUGAUUUUAGAAAUGCAAUUGUUCUCUGGACAUAUGAUCCACCAGAAAGGGAUGCAAAAUAUGCAAGGGAUGCAUUGAAGGCUAGAAGAAAAGGGAUCAAACAACUGCAGAUUCUGGUUGAAAUAGCAUGUGCCUCGACUCCGAAUCAUUUGAUGGCUGUGAGACAAGCUUACUGCUCUCUUUUUGAUUGCUCACUCGAGGAGGAUAUUAUAACCUCAGUUUCUCAGCCACUCACAAAAAUUUUGGUUGGUCUAGUAAGCUCUUACAGACAUAAUGAAGUGACAGUAAAUUUGGACGUUGCAAAAUCAGAAGCAGAAAAACUACAUGAAGCCAUCAACAAUAAGCAAUUAGAUGAUGAUCACAUUGUUUGGAUACUUAGCACAAGGAAUGUUUUCCAGCUCCGCGAAACUUUCGCAUCCUACAAGCAGCUCUAUGGCAAUACAUUUGAAGAGGACAUAAACAAUUGUGGUAAAGGUGAUUUGGCAUCUCUCUUAAAUGUUGUAGUAUGGUGCUUAGACUGCCCUGAGAAACAUUUUGCAAAGGUUGUAAGGGAUUCUAUUGUUGGGCUUGGAACUGAUGAAGAUUCUCUCAACAGAGCUAUCGUGACUCGAGCUGAAAUCGACCUGUUGAAAGUCAGAUUUGAAUACACUAACAUGUACAAAUCAAGUCUUGAUGAUGAUGUCAUUGGAGAUACCUCAGGAGACUACAUGGAAUUUUUGCUGACCUUGCUAGGGAAAGGACCAAAAGGAGACUAAUACAUCACAACAGGAAACACCUCUCAUGCUGUUAUGAGGUUCCUUGUUAUCUUCAUUUCAUGGUUUAAAUUUGUGUAGUACAUGAUAUCACUAUAUUUCAUAAGAAUCAGAAUUGGAAGUUGAAACUAUAUAUAUCUUUGUGUUUGUGUGUGUUAUUCUGAAUUGACUUUGUGUAUAUUAAUAAAUUGUGCCUUGAUGUGUUAUGUGAAAACUAAAAGAA
This is a messenger RNA of Trifolium pratense (red clover), 1319 nucleotides long. RefSeq names its product annexin D3. Bases 134 to 1099 code for a protein of 321 amino acids. Gene Ontology annotation, cellular component: cytoplasm. The record is from RefSeq and is a predicted model, not a curated record. Gene Ontology annotation, molecular function: calcium ion binding; calcium-dependent phospholipid binding. The transcript has 6 exons. NCBI's taxonomy places the organism in Eukaryota, Viridiplantae, Streptophyta, Magnoliopsida, Fabales, Fabaceae.